Molecule: messenger RNA, 621 nt
Organism: Perkinsus marinus ATCC 50983
Lineage: Eukaryota; Perkinsozoa; Perkinsida; Perkinsidae
Exons: 4
Coding region: 1-621 (206 amino acids)
Molecular function (GO): metal ion binding
Source: RefSeq, a predicted model, not a curated record
AUGAGGCUUCCUCCUCCUGGAACAGCGCCUAGUCUGGUCGAUGUUGAGCUUGUUGAGAUGACCAAAGAGUGGUCCCCUAUCAAGAAGCGAAUGUACAAGACUCAGGUUUGCAAGUAUUUCAUCCGUGGCCGAUGUAUGCACGGACUAUUAUGCGCGUUCGCCCAUUCGGUUGACGAGCUCAACAGGAAGCCCGAUCUUUCUAAGACAAAGCUCUGUACAAAGGUCGGUUGCGUGGAUCCAGGCUGUGCCUUUGCUCAUACUUUGGCUGAGUUAAGGGUGGAUCCCGCUGUCAACGACAACAGCAUGGAGAAGCAGAUUCUCGCUCGGUUCGAUAACCCAACCUAUGCGGAUUACUUUGAAGAACAACGAAGGCUACUGUCGGCUCCGCCGCACACUGUUGUUUCCCGCCAGUCCCCUAUUAAGAACGAGAAACCGAUGCUGACUAGGGUUCCUCGUCGGCAGUGUCCUAAACUUUCGACAGAGGCGUAUAAUUUUCCUGGUGCGGUGUUGCAAGGAUCAAUGCCCCCAUCUGAGUUGAGUUACGGAGGUAACUGGGUUGAGAUCAAGAGGGCUGAUGAGGGAAAGCUCUUCGCAUUUAUUGCUGAGAGGCAUCACACCUAA